Molecule: messenger RNA, 2180 nt
Organism: Hyalella azteca
Lineage: Eukaryota; Metazoa; Arthropoda; Malacostraca; Amphipoda; Hyalellidae
Gene: MAGE
Product: non-structural maintenance of chromosomes element 3 homolog
Exons: 11
Coding region: 394-1344 (316 amino acids)
Cellular component (GO): nucleus
Source: RefSeq, a predicted model, not a curated record
CAGAACAGUUCUACACUUUUAAACCUCUUGCCGCGUGCCUUUUACAAAUUACAUUCACAUUUCGCUUGUCUUGUCAGUUUGCUCUUAAUAUUCGGAAUCACAAUUUUUUCCGCGGCAGUAAAUGGAUGUCUUGUUCGUCACUAGAGAAGUUUGGCGCCACAUUCGUUUGAUGUUCUUUUCGCCACUGUGACUUGCUGACGCCUGGACUGAAAGAGGCUGCUUCUUCCCUUUGUUGCCGGGGUACUGUCUCCCGCCACAGGCAAGGCAAACUCAUCACCUACUUUAUGAAGUUUCUUUGGCAAGAACCCAAGCUGAACCAAAAUCCAGAUGAGGAAGUCAACUGUGUGUGUGUAACAGAGCCCUACUUAGAGUAGAGCACCCAACUGCUUGAUCAUGUUGAUUGAGACCUCCUCAUCAGAGGAGAGCAGCUCGGAGGAAGAGUAUGUUCCUCGGAGCACAGGCCAACGCAGCAGCUCUCAAGGCACCUCCAGAGGAAAGGGCAGACUUUCUCAGGGUAGCAGUCAGCAAGCUUCCCAGACAGAAAGAGGUAGCAUAAGUCAAGCCAGUAGCAGUCAAGCUUCAACAGAUGUGAGUCAGGCUGAGCUUGCACGAUGUGCAGGGCUUGUGGCCAACUACUUUCUGGCUGCCGAGUGCAAAAAGGUACCCGUGAAGAGAAGUGACUUAACGAAGGUAGUAGGCAAGCAACACAGUCGCCGUCUGCCUGUCAUCGUACAACAGGCCUCAUCAAUGCUGGAAAAAGUGUUUGGAUAUAAAAUUCAUGAACUAGGGCAGCGCAAAGCAAGCUACAUUUUGCUGAACAAACUGGCCCCGCCCAUCAACUGCACCACAGGUCCUGACAGCAACACUAAUGAUGCUGACGACGCUGACCAGGACAGAGACCAGAGUGCAUUGUUAGGAAUGGCAGAUGAACCUGGCAACGAAAGCGAUGGCCUUAUGUUCGUCAUUCUUGCUGUCAUCUUUAUGAUGGGAGGCGUUGUUGAAGAAGUGACGCUGCUGUCCUUCCUCAAGUGCCUUGGCGUCUACGUUGAGAGCGCCGACAGUCAUCCUGUCUUCGGCAGCUGCAAAAAACUUCUCGAUGAUUUGGUGCGCCAGGAUUUCCUGGAGGUGCUGGUGCAGAAGGACGUGGAGCCGCCGCGCAAGGAUUACUCGUGGGGCGAGCGCGCUCACCUACAGCUCUGCAAACGCACCUUGCUGCAGUUUGUCUGCAAGAUAUAUGGAGGAGGGAUGCGGCCUGAAGACUGGACAGAUCACUGGAGCAAGAUCGUCAGUUCCACUUCGGGUGGUGGCAACAGCGCUGAAAGUAUGGACGUGGACACUUCUUAGCAAGACGCUCACGACGACCAGGGAGGAUUGAACGUCUCUGAUAAAAAGACGAGUGGCGUGCCCUGGUCUAUUUCAUGUAUGAGUGGCGUGAGAGUUAAAAGAUGGAAGGUAAUCGGUGUCUCCACUCAUAACUGACAUAAAGGCUGAGCGAGGGGAUGAGUGUGUGUGGUGUUAAAAAAAGUACCAGUGUCUCAAAGUUGACAGUGAAUUAGCAUUGGGGAUUGAUUAUAGUUGAUCUCAUAUUCACGGGACCAAACAGCACUAUGAAUGUCUCGUAGAAUUUCCGUGGCCUUGCCCUCUUCCCUGCCUGUAACUUUGUUGUAUUAAUAAUUAUCUCUAAGGUUAGUUCGUACCCAAUGCAGUGUUUGUUUUUGUGUACAUAUACUGAUCGAUAUUAUAGACAUUAAUUCUUAGGUGGCAACUCUGCCUCAAGGAGGAUAAUAUGUUUAGUAAUAAAUGACCACAUGUUUGCAAACUAAUAACCCGGAUAAAACGGCCAAGGUCUGGUCUAAGUCUUCUUGUUUAAGGUUAAGGCCUUGAUCAAGACAUUGCAUGUCUCUUGAUGGUCGCUUCAGAGCUCCGAACGCUCAUUCUGACGCAGGUGUCAUUUGAUCAUGCAUCAAUACGUUGCUUUGCUACUUAUCUUAUUCGUAAUGAUCUGACUGUCAUGUCCUUGACAACAUGGCUGAUGUUCUCGUGCCACCAUUGCUGCAGGUUAGGAGCCUCUGCCCCGUUUCCUCUGAUAGGAAUUUUUACAAUCAUAAGCACCACAUUCCCACACUUAAUAUUUUCAGUAUACAUUUAUUUACUAUUGAUAAGUAAAUGUGCUAGUACAA